This is a messenger RNA of Zasmidium cellare ATCC 36951, 891 nucleotides long. RefSeq lists its product as uncharacterized. Bases 1 to 891 code for a protein of 296 amino acids. Gene Ontology annotation, biological process: proteolysis. The transcript has 3 exons. Lineage: Eukaryota; Fungi; Ascomycota; Dothideomycetes; Mycosphaerellales; Mycosphaerellaceae. Gene Ontology annotation, molecular function: peptidase activity. The record is from RefSeq and is a predicted model, not a curated record.
AUGGCGUUGAGUUUGACGCAGGAGGGCACAAUCCCGUUCAAAGUACCAUCGAUCGAUUCGCCAUGCACCACAUUCUACAAAGUCUUUGGAGAUAUCUCGUGCGGUAAACCACCAAUCGUUAUCCUUCAUGGCGGACCCGGCGGCGGUCACGACUACUGCCUCCCUUUCGCCGAUCUCUGGCCGCAAUAUGGCAUACCUGUUAUCCUGUACGACCAGAUCGGCUGCGGCAGAUCCACUCAUCUCCAACACAAAGCGGACGAUAGCAGUUUCUGGCAAGAAGGGCUUUUCGUUGCCGAGCUCCAAAACCUGUUGGACUUCUUUAAGCUGCAGGACGAUGCAGGACCGGGCUUCCAUCUUCUAGGCCAAAGUUGGGGAGGGUGUCUAGGAUCUGCUUUUGCCUCGACUCAGCCCAAGGCUCUGCGUCGUUUGGUCCUUGCUGGUGCUAUGGCGAGUAUUGAGUUGUCUAUCAAGAGUAUCCGACUUCUUCGCCAAGGUCUUCCCGAAGGCGCUCGCGAGGCACUUAACGACGCCGAGCAAAGGUUAGACUUCAGCGGCAAGGCGUAUCGCGAGGGCAUGAAGCUGUUCCUCCAGAGACAUGUCUGUCGGACUGAACCGUUCCCGGAAGAUCUGGUAAAGACGCUGAACAAUCUGGCGGAAGAUAAAACCGUGUACGGGACGAUGUACGGUCCUUCGACGAUAGCCUGCAUAGGCACCCUCGUUCCAUGGACAUACGACACCUCCCAUGAUCUCUGCACGGCCCCCUUUUUCGAGAACAUUCCAAAGGUCCGUUGGAUCACUUUUUCCAAUGGAGGACACAUGUGUCACUUGGAAGCAGGUGGCUUGAGGGAGCGAGUUCUCAAAGUCGUGGGAGACUUCUUGACUGCCGGUUGA